AUGGUGUGGCCUGAGUGUCUGUCUGGGGGUUUCCUGGGCACCCUAGAAAGCAGUGGUAUGUACUCGACUCUGUUGUAUAUCAAGGAGGGGUUUGGUAAAGAGAUAUCGAAGAUCAAAUUAUUAGUGAAUUCCUCAGCGGGGGCGGACUUGAUCUCAUUGAUGCAGUGGCCUGUGUCUGUUAUGGCUAUCUAA
This is a messenger RNA of Aspergillus fischeri NRRL 181, 192 nucleotides long. RefSeq lists its product as uncharacterized. The transcript has 2 exons. NCBI's taxonomy places the organism in Eukaryota, Fungi, Ascomycota, Eurotiomycetes, Eurotiales, Aspergillaceae. The coding region runs from base 1 to 192 and encodes 63 amino acids. The record is from RefSeq and is a predicted model, not a curated record.